Balaenoptera ricei (Rice's whale) is the source of this 1355-nucleotide messenger RNA. It is a transcript of the gene GUK1, whose product is annotated as guanylate kinase 1. The coding region runs from base 417 to 1076 and encodes 219 amino acids. Gene Ontology annotation, molecular function: GMP kinase activity. Gene Ontology annotation, cellular component: cytosol. Gene Ontology annotation, biological process: purine nucleotide metabolic process. The record is from RefSeq and is a predicted model, not a curated record. The transcript has 8 exons. Lineage: Eukaryota; Metazoa; Chordata; Mammalia; Artiodactyla; Balaenopteridae.
GGGGCCCGGACCCUCCCUUGGGGGAAGCCCUCCAAGCACGCGCGACGCGGCGCCUUUACGGCACCAACUUGCCACCCUCACCGCCUCCGGAGCGGCCUCGAGGACCAGCGGCCCGGCCGCCACUGGCCAAUCGGGUGCGGGACUGGCCAGAGCCCAAUCCACAAUCACUGUAAACUUAGCUUUCAGUCCUCCUGCGGCACCGCCAUAACGUCAUCCGGCGGGCGCAGCGUCGUGCGGCGCUGACGUACGGCCUUUAAAGGCGGGGCGAGGCCGGCGCAGCUCUGACCAACUUGCCCGCUGGCUGAGGCGGGUCCAGCGCCGCGCUGAAGUGCUUCUCUGAGGGGCGGAGAGAGGCCGGGCCGGCGCGGCGCUGCUCUUGUGACGUACGUCCCCGCGGGCGGUGGCGGCGGCCCUUCAUGCUGCGGCGCCCGCUGGCCGGGCUGGCGGCGGCCGCCCUGCGCCGGGUCCCCUCGGACGGGAUGUCAGGACCAAGGCCCGUUGUCCUGAGCGGACCCUCAGGGGCUGGGAAGAGCACCCUACUGAAGAGACUCCUGCAGGAACACAGCAGUAUCUUCGGCUUCAGCGUGUCCCACACCACAAGGGACCCGAGGCCAGGAGAGGAGAACGGCAAAGAUUACUACUUUGUGACCAGGGAGGUGAUGCAGCGGGACAUUGCCGCCGGAGACUUCAUCGAGCAUGCUGAGUUCUCAGGGAACUUGUAUGGGACCAGCAAAGCAGCUGUGCGGGCCGUGCAGGCCAUGAACCGCAUCUGCGUGCUGGAUGUGGACCUGCAGGGCGUGCGCAACAUCAAGAAGACCGACCUGCGGCCCAUCUACAUCUUUGUGCAGCCACCCUCACUGGAUGUCCUGGAGCAGCGGCUGCGGCAGCGGAACACAGAGACGGAGGAGAGCCUGGCUAAGCGUCUGGCUGCUGCCCGGGCCGACAUGGAGAGCAGCAAGGAGCCCGGCCUGUUUGACCUGAUCAUCGUCAACGACAGUCUGGACAAGGCCUACUGGGUCCUGAAGGAGGCGCUCUCCGAGGAAAUAAAGAAGGCUCAAGCAACUGGUCACUCCUGAGGAGGUCCACCGGCUAUAACUCCUCAGGUGGGGCCUAGGGCCUGGCACCCACCUGCAGCGGGCCAGGGUCUCCGGCGGUGGCUCUGCUCACCUCAGCUAGCACCCAGGGUUUGGGGUGCUGCCUGUCUUCCCUUACUCCCCCACCAUGACUGGAGGACUUUUCUCUCACCUCCUCUCCCCAUGUCCAUUUCUAGGCUUCCUCCCCACCCCACCCUAUCAACCCCCCUCCCAUGGAAGUUGGGCCAACAUCCAAAUAAAGAACUGCUGGGUUAGAGUGUC